Messenger RNA from Solanum pennellii, 1211 nucleotides. RefSeq names its product syntaxin-112-like. The record is from RefSeq and is a predicted model, not a curated record. Gene Ontology annotation, molecular function: SNARE binding; SNAP receptor activity. Gene Ontology annotation, cellular component: SNARE complex; endomembrane system; plasma membrane. Gene Ontology annotation, biological process: intracellular protein transport; vesicle fusion; exocytosis. Bases 138 to 992 code for a protein of 284 amino acids. The transcript has 2 exons. Lineage: Eukaryota; Viridiplantae; Streptophyta; Magnoliopsida; Solanales; Solanaceae.
CCCUUUUAAAGUCCAUCAUAUAGCUAUUCACUCAUUUAACCUCCAAUUUCUUCACUUCACAAUUCUCAUUUUCUCUGCAAAUUCACAAACAGAGUAACCGAGAGCGUCUCAACAAUUCUUCAAGAAUUGUCGUAAAGAUGAAUGACCUGAUGACGAAAUCAUUCUUAAGUUAUGUGGAAUUGAAGAAACAGGCUAUGAUGGAUGUUGAAGCAGGGCCUGAUAUUGAGAUGGGUCAACUCGACCCUACUGAUGAAAGAAACCUCUCAAAAUUCUUUGAAGAAGUUGCUGUAAUUAAGUCUGAUAUGGAAGAGAUUAACAAUCUUCUUGUCAAUCUUCAAGACCUUAAUCGAAAAACCAAAUCAGCCCCGAGUGCCAAAAUUCUUCAAGGACUUAGAGAUCAGAUUAACUCUGACAUUAUUACUGUUCUUAGAAAGGCGAAAAUGAUCAAAACAAGACUUGAAUUGCUAGAUAAAUCCAAUCUUGACAAUCGUGGCGUGUCAGGAAGUCCCGUUGAUCGAACGAGGAUUUCAGUGACUAAUGGUUUGAGAAUUAAACUGAGGGAUAUGAUGAAUGAUUUUCAGUGCUUAAGGGAAAAUAUUGUAGCAGAACACAAAGAAGGCUUAAGAAAACAGUAUAGUAAUGCCAACGGGGAGGAACCGAGCGAGGAGGCGAUUGAAAAGAUGAUGCAAGAAAGGGUUUUUGAAAAGGGGGUGGUGGAGAACCAGGAUAGACAUGAAGCUGUGAAAGAGAUACAGAAAAGCUUGGUUGAGCUGCACCAAGUGUUUCUUGAUAUGGCUGUUAUGGUUGAGACACAAGGUGAUCAAAUGAACAAUAUUGAGCAAAAUGUGGUUAAUGCUGGUGGAUAUGUGAAUGGUGGGAUGAAGGAGUUAGAUCGUGCUAAUCGAAUGAAGAGAACGAGGACUUGGGCUUGUUGGAUUGGCGCGUUGGUGCUGAUUUUCUUGUUGAUAUGCCUUAUUGCAAUUCUAUUUUGAAUUCAGGGUCUUUGGGGCUCUCUAUCACUUUUCAUUAUGUGCUUCUGUUCCUUCUCUGAUGGCGAUGGACAGAUAUCUGUUCUCUUAUAGACAUAAUACGGCUAUGUGAUGAAUUUAUGCUCAUCAACUGCUUCUAUGUAAAAUAGAUUGAAAAUGAUACAUCACAUUUGGAGAUUGGAGUAUAGUAUAUAUUGAAUUUGAUCAAGAUUUUUCUUCUUA